AUGUGGAUGAAGUCUGUUAAAGAAAAAGGGAUGAAAACCAUCACACACAUCGCAUGUCAACAUCAAAGUCAUCAACAGCUAAAACAAAUCGAGAAGCUGAAAUUGAGACGACAUAGGAACAUACACACUUUUAUCCACACCUAUGUUCAUGCACAAUGUUCAAAGACACAAAUAUUUUAUACAGCAUGUCUCAACUCUACUUGA
This is a messenger RNA of Clunio marinus, 204 nucleotides long. The record is from the annotation of a GenBank genome assembly. Lineage: Eukaryota; Metazoa; Arthropoda; Insecta; Diptera; Chironomidae.